AAUGGAGCCCUGUAUGUUUUUCGUAGCCGUUACAGCGACCGUUAUGUUUCGGGAAACGUUCGCAGCCCAAAAUUACCAUCCAACUCUAAUCGCUCCCUCCCUCCCUCUCUCCCUCUGCUGCUGAGAAAUGCAAGCAAACGCCUUCGCCCUGCCCCUACCCUUCAAUUACCUUCGGCUUCCGCCGCUGAAUCCGACGCUGCGGCGUGUCCGACUCCCGCCAUAUCACCCGGCUGUCGGAGCUAAGUCUCCUCCACUUCUUCGAGGUUCCUGCUCUCUCUCUCUCAAAGCACAAAUCACCUCCUUUCCUCUUCUUCAGACGUACCCACGAGCUUGGUUUCUAUAUAACCCCGCAGCUGUGAAGAAGAGCAAGGAGGAAUUCGGUGCCGAAAAUGACGAGGAGUACGGCGGGCUUCCGAAAGAAUUCUAUGACGAUGAGUGGCAAGCACGUCACCAAGAGAAAGCUAAGGAGUGGGAAGAAUAUCGCCAGAAGGAGGAAGAAAAAGAGAAUAGAAAGAUAGAUGAAUAUCGAGAGAUAGGCAUGCGCUUAAAGGGAUACCCUGAGGAAGAAGUACGCAAAGCAAGGAAAUUAGUUUCAAGUUUUAUAAGAUCUGCUGAAGAAGUUGAAAAGAAAAUUGAGGAGGCAGCUGAGAAAGGCGAACUUAACGAACUUGUUCUAAUGGUCAUUUGGAAUCGUCUUGAUCUUGCUCGACGUGAUGAAGAAAAGGAUGUCAUUAGAAGCCUAGAUCUCCUAUAUAGAAGGAUAGAGACAGAAAUUUUGAAGAGGGAAUCUACACCUGCCAUGAGAUUGCUCAAUGACCUUUUGAACCUUCAUGAUGGAUUUGAUGAUGAGGGGUGGCUGAAGAAGUGUAGAAAGCGCAUGAUAGACACCUUUCCUCGAGAAGACCCGCUCAGUAUGCUUGUUCCUGCUGGGUUUGACAUUGAAAAACACCAAGGCCGAAUUGGGUUACCACCCAUGGAUGAUGAUGAUGUUCUUCUAAGGGUUGAUUUUGUCAGAGAGGUUGAUGCGCUCCUGCAGGAGGUCCGAGCUGAACAAGGCAACAUCCAGUCUCCACAGGGACUUGAUCCUGAAUCAGUUGCAACCCAGUUGAAGCAGCAGGAGAAGCAGCAGACCAUUCAUCAAGUAGAGGCUCUUCUAGAGCUAGCAGUCUCAUUGAAGUGGUGAUUACUUUGCUCUAACCCUGGCAGCUGUUUUUAUAUGUCAUCAAGGGGCUGGUCUUUGUCAUAUGCUUUUAUCUUGUGAACAUUGACAACAAAGAUAGAUCUGAUUCAUGCAUUUCUCAGUUAUGAAUACAAGCAAUUCAAGCAGCAGUAGCAAAUGCUAAAAAUCGUGGUUGCCACAUCCUAAAGUGUAAAUAACUAAAUACCACACAGCUGGUUCUUUAUUAAUGGUUGUUGGCAUAGAUCAUUCAUGU
Elaeis guineensis (African oil palm) is the source of this 1433-nucleotide messenger RNA. Its product is annotated as protein PALE CRESS, chloroplastic. Gene Ontology annotation, cellular component: chromoplast; etioplast; chloroplast. Gene Ontology annotation, biological process: chloroplast mRNA processing; leaf development; chloroplast organization. Lineage: Eukaryota; Viridiplantae; Streptophyta; Magnoliopsida; Arecales; Arecaceae. The record is from RefSeq and is a predicted model, not a curated record.